UUGCGAGUCUUCCAGAGCCACCAGAGUAUGUAGGUAGAGAGCUGAAUCCUUGCCUCUGAUGUCUCUGACUUGUCCAACUGGCAAACGGACCACCACCAGUCAUGGAAGCUUGCAUGUUCUUGAGGUCCUUCCCACUGUACAGGGGAGUGCUUCCAUACCAGCUUGGCUAGUGAACAAUGAAAAAAUAAAUGUUCUAUAGAUUCUACUUCAUCACCACACAUAUUGCAGAUACUGUCCACUGCAACACCUCUAGCCAGCAAGUUCUUAUUUACAGGUAAUGUGCCAUUACAGCAUUUCCAGAUAAAGUGUUUUAGUUUGCCCAUUACCUGCAUUUUCCAUGUUCUGUUCCUGACUUGAAAGGCCCUGGCCAAGUCCACACUCCCUUGAGCUGAUUCUGACUUGAGGUAUUUUUCAGUUAUAAGAUGAGCAUAUGUGGAUUUUACUUAGAAUAUCCCUUUACUGUGAAGCUUCCAUGUCCAUCUAUCAGGUUGGGUGGGAUUGAGUGUCUUGAUAGUAUGGAUCAGAUCACAAAUAUGAGGAGGAAAUGUGCUUCUUAACUUCCUGGCAUCCCAAUUCCACCCAUCUGUGGUCAUUAGAUCUUUUACCCAUAUAUAGUUCCUGUCAAUGCCCGGCAACAGUUCAAAUUGUUGGCCUGUGAGUGUAGGUAGCCAAUGUUGAUCCCAAAUUUUGAUGCUAGUGCCACUUCUGAUCUCUACCUGCAUCUAUUUGGCACAAAUCUGCAAAAUCGAGUGCCAACUUCUCCAAAGCCAGGAUGAGCUGUGGGUAAUGUGAGCUUAAAAAAUGGAGGAAUUGAGAUAAUAUUUAGAUUUGAGUACCCUGCUCACCAGUGUAUCAGGCUCUGAGACCAGCCUCCAAAUUUGUUUGACAAUAAGGGCUAUGUUGAAAAGUUGUAUGUCCUGGAAACCGAGACCUCCAUGCUUUUUGGCUAAAGUCAGUUUGCUCCAGGCCAGCCAGUGGAUUCCUUUGUGUAAUUAAUUAUUGACUUGAGUAUGACUAAAUAAAUAUCCCCAACUCCGAUAUUCAAAGAUCUCAAAUUCCAAUUCUAACCCUUCUCCGGCGAAUCUCUUUUAAUUCACUGUAACUUGCUAGGGUUGCGACUUGUGAAAGACCCUCCUUUCUCACGCAGAGUCACAUUACAAAGCUCAUCUUUUUAUUUUCUCUAAUAUUUACACUUGCUAGAAGGGACACGAUAUUGCAGAGGGGGAAACAUGGUGGGGAAGAGCGAGGCUACUUCUGGCGGCGAUAAGCCUUUAGAUUUGUUUCUAAGGAUCGGUUUGGAUGAGAGGACCGCCAAAAACACCGUAGCUAACAAUAAGGUCACGGCUAAUCUCACUGCCGUUAUUCACGAGGCUGCCGUGACGGACGGCUGUGAUCGUACGGUCGGGAAUCUCUUGUACACUGUUGCUACGAAAUUCCCAGCCAAUGCGCUCGUGCAUCGUCCUGCAUUGCUUAAAUAUAUUGUUUCAUCAAAGAUUAAAACUCCUGCUCAGUUGGAAGCUGCCUUUUCAUUUCUUGCUGCUACGGCUUCGGAUGAUUUUGAGGUCAAUGAUUUUGAAGCCACCUGUGGUGUUGGAGUUGAGGUUACUAUAGAAGAUAUUGAACAUGCUGUCAAUGAAAUUUUUGAAGAGAAUAAAGCUGUUAUUGUGGAGCAGCGGUAUCGAACAAAUGUUGGUGAACUUUUUGGUCAUGUAAGAAAGAAACAGCCAUGGGCUGACCCAAAGAUUGUAAAGCAAAUCAUUGAUAGCAAAUUGUAUGCUCUGCUCGGUGAGAAGACGGCUGCAGACAAUGAAAAACCUGCAAAAAAGAAGAAAGAGAAGCCUGUCAAAACCGAGGAGAAAGCAGUUGUUGAAGAGGCAGUUCCAGCUAAACCAUCUGAAGAAGAAAUCAAUCCUUUUUCAAUAUUCCCUUCACCUGAUCAGAAUUUCAAGGUGCAUACUGAAAUCUUUUUCAGCGAUCGUCCAGUGCUCAGGGCUUGCAAUACUAAGGAAAUACUUGAGAAACAUUUGAAGAUCACUGGUGGGAAGGUUUAUACGCGCUUUCCGCCUGAACCUAAUGGAUAUCUUCAUAUAGGUCAUGCCAAGGCGAUGUUUGUGGACUUUGGACUAGCAAAAGAGCGAGGUGGAUGCUGCUACCUAAGGUAUGAUGAUACGAAUCCAGAAGCUGAGAAGAAGGAAUAUAUCGAUCAUAUCGAAGAAAUAGUUGGAUGGAUGGGCUGGGAACCAUUUAAGAUUACCUACUCAAGUGAUUAUUUCCAAGAACUCUAUGAAUUAGCAGUGGAAUUGAUUCGCCGAGGUCAUGCUUACGUUGAUCACCAGACACCUGAUGAGAUUAAAGAAUAUAGGGAGAAGAAGAUGAACAGUCCCUGGAGAGAUAGGCCGAUCGAGGAAUCUCUAAAAUUAUUCGAUGACAUGAAAAAGGGACUGAUUGAGGAAGGAAAAGCCACUUUGAGAAUGAAGCAGGACAUGAAGAGCGACAACUUCAAUAUGUAUGAUUUAAUUGCUUAUCGUAUCAAGUUCACUACUCAUCCACAUGCUGGAGACAAAUGGUGUAUCUAUCCAAGUUACGAUUUCACUCACUGCAUUGUUGAUUCUCUGGAAAACAUAACUCAUUCGCUCUGCACGCUUGAAUUCGAGACACGACGUGCAUCAUACUACUGGUUGUUGGACGCACUUGACCUUUACCAGCCUUACGUGUGGGAAUAUUCGCGAUUAAACAUCAGCAACACAGUGAUGUCAAAGCGUAAGUUAAACCGCCUCGUAACAGAAAAGUGGGUCGAUGGUUGGGAUGAUCCUCGCCUCAUGACUCUUGCUGGAUUGAGACGUAGAGGUGUCACUGCUAGUGCCAUAAACUCCUUCGUCCGCGGAAUUGGAAUAACUAGAAGUGACUCCAGCCUGAUACGUCUAAAUCGCCUGGAGUACCAUAUCAGGGAGGAACUGAACAAAACUGCAUCUCGGACAAUGGUUGUGCUAGAUCCAAUAAAGGUUGUAAUUACAAAUAUGGAGGAAUCUGUAAUGGACCUUGAUGCAAAGAAAUGGCCUGAUGCUCCAGCUGAUGAUGCGUCUUCAUUUUAUAAGGUUCCCUUCUCUAAGGUUGUGUACAUCGAAAAAUCUGAUUUUCGGAUGAAAGAUUCUAAAGAUUACUAUGGACUUGCUCCCGGGAAAUCUGUCCUCCUCAGGUAUGCAUUUCCCAUCAAGUGCACAGAAGUGAUUUUAGGUGAUGAUAACGAGACUGUUGUCGAGAUUCACGCAGAGUAUGAUCCAUCAAAGACGACCAAACCAAAGGGGGUUCUUCACUGGGUUUCAGAGUCUUCACCUGGGAUUCAACCACUUAAGAAUCCUGCAGAACUGGAAGACAAGUGGCUUGAUGAUUUGAACCCAAACUCCAAAGUUGUUAUAUCAGAUGCCUAUGCUGUUCCUUUUCUCAAGGAUGCUGCAGUUGGAGACACCUUUCAGUUUGAAAGAUUAGGCUACUUUGUGGUUGAUAAAGACUCGAUACCCGGAAAGCUAGUGUUCAACCGCACGGUUACAUUGAGAGAUAGCUAUUCUAAGGGAGGGAAGUGAACUGGGAAACCUAUGGAUGUAUUAUGUACCCACCUAAUACAUCCUCUAAUGGAGGAUCAUUGUGAAGCAUUUUAAUUAAUAUUUUUUCAAAAAAUAAUUAAACUAAUAUCUUAAAUUUAGACCUGUACUUUUAUUUCCUUACUCUGUGAAAUUUAGCGGAAAGAAUUAUUAAAUAUAGUUACACUUCAGUCGUAGCCAUAAUAUUUUCUCCAAAC
Messenger RNA from Striga asiatica, 3796 nucleotides. NCBI's taxonomy places the organism in Eukaryota, Viridiplantae, Streptophyta, Magnoliopsida, Lamiales, Orobanchaceae. The record is from the annotation of a GenBank genome assembly.